AAUAAAUUUUAAUAAAAUGAGUUUCGGUUUUUAUUAAUAACAUCAAAAUCAAAAUGACCAACAGCAGCACAACAACAAAACUCAUCCCGGGUGACGCAGAACCGCGACUCCAGAACCAGAACCAGUCCGGUUCUCUCAUCCCUGAAGCUCCAGAUGAUCUCUGCAAACUCCCGGGAAGAUUACGUAUAAACCCGUCUCUGUGGGAUAAGGACGAUGUGAAUUUAUUCCUGCGCUGGGCUCAGAGGGAGUUCUCACUGCGCAGGUCAGAUCAGGAGAAGUUUGAGAUGAAUGGGAAAGCCCUCUGUCUCCUGACCAAGGAGGAUUUCCGCCUUCGUUCUCCCAGCUCAGGGGAUGUGAUCUAUGAACUCCUGCAGCACGUCAAACAACAGAGACGCUCACACACACACACCUGUACUACAGGUCCGGCCGGCAGCACUAACAGAUCCGUUCCCGUGUGUCCGGUGAAUCCGAACUCCAGACACUCCAACGGGCCGAGUACCGAGCCGAGCUCAGAGCUGAUCCAGAACACGCUGGUGCAGCGCUGCAGCACCCCCUGUACACACUCAGACGUUCCUGAAGCAGCGCUGAACGUUCUUCCUCCUCCGGUCCUGAACUUCAGUCCUCACGUCCACACCAGUAAAGAUGAACCGCUGAACCUGUCCAACAAGAACCAACCGCCAAGCACCAACACACGGACCAGCGCCACCGCCACCGCCCCCGCCGACGGAAAGAUCGCAGACUGUAAGUUAUUAUGGGAUUACGUUUACCACCUACUGCUGGACCCCCGGUACGAACCCUACAUCCGCUGGGAGGAUCCGGACGCCAUGAUCUUCAGAGUGGUGGAUCCGAACGGACUGGCUCGUCUCUGGGGGAACCACAAGAACCGAGUCAACAUGACGUACGAGAAAAUGUCCCGAGCGCUGCGUCACUACUACAAACUCAACAUCAUCAGGAAGGAAGUGGGUCAGCGUCUCCUCUUCAGGUUUCUGAAAAGCCCGGACGAGAUCGUGCAGAGCAGAUCGGACCGAUACGACCCUCCGGACCUUCCAGACUCUCCGGACAGCCCCGUGUCCCCCGUCCUGGAGGUUUCGCCUGCGUCAACCCCGGAGCCGUGCAGCCCCGGGUCUCAGCGCAGGCUCAGUGUGUCGCCGCUGCCAUGAUCGAGUUCCGGUGUCUGGGUUCCGGCUCGUUUGAGGGUCUCUGUGCAGUGCCAUCGAUCAGCCAGCAGCUGAUCGAUGCCGCUGAACAGAGACAGGGGAUAGAUCACCUCCCUCAUAUAUAGACAAUCAUGCCUGUCUAGACGCCCGGCCAGCCGAUAGCACCAAUAAAAAUCAAACCACACC
Trichomycterus rosablanca is the source of this 1343-nucleotide messenger RNA. RefSeq names its product ETS variant transcription factor 7 (gene etv7). Gene Ontology annotation, biological process: regulation of transcription by RNA polymerase II; cell differentiation. Gene Ontology annotation, cellular component: nucleus. The record is from RefSeq and is a predicted model, not a curated record. The transcript has 9 exons. NCBI's taxonomy places the organism in Eukaryota, Metazoa, Chordata, Actinopteri, Siluriformes, Trichomycteridae. Bases 54 to 1160 code for a protein of 368 amino acids. Gene Ontology annotation, molecular function: DNA-binding transcription factor activity, RNA polymerase II-specific; sequence-specific DNA binding.